Molecule: messenger RNA, 2170 nt
Organism: Lactuca virosa
Lineage: Eukaryota; Viridiplantae; Streptophyta; Magnoliopsida; Asterales; Asteraceae
Source: the annotation of a GenBank genome assembly
AAACGAAUGGAGCAUUUUAAGUUGACUUCAAUGGCUUCCGAAUCCGAUCAUCACAUAACUCCAUCAAAACCGUUCUUCGCCACAACUUUGUUGGUCGUCACAUUCUCAUAGCAGUUUCUUCUUUUUACCCAAACCCUUUUCCCCAUUUUCGCCUCGUUCAGUUUUUGUUUAUAUCCAAGUUAGGGUUUUUGGGAUCUGGAAUCAUUAAGUUGUCGCGAUCUCAUCCUAAUAAAACCCUAAUCUUGGACCAAAGGAUUUACGUCUUAUUCUUUUCUUUUCCCAAAAUUGCGGAUUUCCCCUGUUUCAGUAAUCAUGUUUCUUAUUUUCCAUACAUUCGAUCGAUUUGCUUAUCUCGCGUAUUUCAUCCGUAUAUGAAUAUCUAUACAAACGUAUACAUAUUCCUAUAACUGUAUAUUGCUGUGUACAACAAUAAUUCCUAUAACUUUAUAUUGCUGUAUACAACAAUAACUUUGGAGGCAUGAAGCAUUCAAAAAAGAAGAAGAGGCCUAGACCUCCGGUUCCGAAGACGAAGCAAUCGGCUGAAUGUGAAAACCCUGCCCCUGGUCAGAUUGAUGACCAAUCUAGGGUUUUGAACGAUUUGACAGAAGGAAUUGCUUCCUUCUCCAUAGAAGAAACCAUUGAGAAUUUAACUGAAACAACUUCGAAUUCAAGUGCUAAUAGGGACGAUGAUUCUGCCGAAAGUUUUGGAAAUUCGACUGAGACUUCUAGUUCAAGUGGAAGCUAUGCUUUAUCGAAUUGUGAUGGUUAUAAUCAUAGGAUUGGAGGCAAGGUUAGUAAGGGACAUAGGGGGAAUAAAGUGAUAGCUGCAACUGGAAUGGUGUCAACUGUAUUGGGGAAGGAUUAUGUGAAGAGAAGAGGGGUUUCUAAAUGGAAGGGAUUUGCUGAUGAAGGUGCCAGCCAUGAAGAUGCUGAACAGUUUUUGUGCUCGAUGCUUAGUGAUGAUUGUGAAUUGGGCAUGGAUUUGGUCAAGGACGUACUUUGUCAGACUGCUUAUGAUGUUGAAAAGGCAUUGGACAUACUGCUUGAAUUAACUGCUUCUUCAUCUGAACUUCCCAAUAGUGGUCAACCUCACACCUCAAACACACAAAGUAAAGAUAAUAGGGCUCCUCUAGAAGCAAGUUACAAUUUAACAAAUAGGACUUCAGACUUAGCUUCAUCAUCUAAGAGUGAUCUUCACAGUAAUAUAUCAUAUACUGGCUGUAAUGGCAGGAAUUAUUUCGAUGUUCUUGCUAAUAAUUGUGGAAGUGGUCCCCCACCUGGCCCAAAAACAUCCUCUGAACUGACCCAAGAUGUGUUGGAAUCUCUUUUCUAUACACGAAAGAGUUCAAAACAUGAGCCAGGAAGCAUGAACUGGAGGAAUGUAGUAAAAAAGAUGGAGUCUUUUGGGCAGAUGCUUGAUUAUCCUUCAGAAGCUAAUGACACAACCAAAAAGCAGCAUGUUUUUGCUAAAGGGGAUGAUUAUCAUAACUAUAGGAAUACUGCAAGCCAGCAUUGGGAUUCAAUGAAGUCCUACUAUCACAAGGCUGCAACUGCAUAUGCAAGUGGAAAACGGGAAUACGCAGCAUAUCUCUCAGAUCAGGGAAGGAUGUGUAAUGAAAAGGCUCGACAAGCAGAUGAAAGGGCAGGCCAUGAUAUAUUUGAUUCAAGGAACAAGACGUUUGAGAAUGUGAUAACAAUUGAUCUGCAUGGACAACAUGUGAAACAAGGGAUGAAGCUUUUAAAACUCCACCUAUUAUUUGGGGCAUAUGUUCGUUCUGUUUGGGUGUUUAGAGUUAUCACAGGAUGUGGGAGUCACGGACUAGGGAGGUCAAAGCUUAAACAGUCGGUUGUUACUUUGUUGGAAACAGAAAACAUAGAUUGGAAAGAAGAAAACAGAGGGACUUUGCUAAUCAAACUUAAUGGGCAGAGAGAGUUCAGCUUCUUGGACUCUGGGAGUGACUCAGAGUAACCAUUUUACUUGAAUGUUGUAUGUUAUGUUGAAAGAAAAAACAAAGAUAUUAAUUAUGAAAUUGUAAAGUAACCUAAGGUGGUUAGUUGGUCCGGUUUUAGACUCAGGCUCAGGAUUAGUUGUAAAUUGAGCUAGUCCUUUUUAUUUUAUCUUUUUGUGUAUUCAUGCAUUAACUUGAAUGUCAGGAAAUCUUUUUUGUUA